AUGUCAACCGCUGCGCAAGAGUCAGCAAUGAUGGUCUGUUAUAGAGAAAGCUUACAAAAUUUGGGAAAAUUUACCGGAGAAGAAAACAAAAAAAUUUCUCAAUUUAUAAACAAUAUUGAAAGAAUUGGGAAAAUGAUUGGAGCGAAAGACGAAGUUUUAUAUUGCAUGUGUACAGCAAAAUUAAAUGGGGAAGCACAACGUUGGUAUGAAGCUAAUACAUCAUUAACCGAAUGGAAUGAUUUAAAAGAAGCAUUGUUCGAACGAUUUGAACACACAGAAUCCUUAUCAAAAAUAUUUGAACAAUUGAAAGAACGAAAACAGCAAUCAGAUGAAACAAUCACGUCAUAUUACGACGCCAUUAUUAAAUUAUGUCGUGAAUAUGAUCCAUCAAUGUCUCAACGAAUGAUGAUAUCGUGGAUAGAAAACGGUGUCAAAGAUUCAUUAAAAAUUCAAAUAAAACGUCAAAUGAAAGCAUUCACGGAAUCAGUAAGAACAAUUCAGGCAUUUUUUAAAAUUGCCAAAGACGAACAAGAACUACAACAAGAAAACUUUUCCGAACUUCAACCGACACAAUCUUAUUUACCGUACUUCAAUAAUACAGUAUCGACAACAUUACCACGAACCACAAAUCAGUUUCAAAAUCCACCUCCGCAAACAUAUACCAAUUCUCAACCGAGUAAUCUAUCCUAUCGACCGAAUCCUCCGUACGUUCGAUUGCAAAAUCCACCUAAUCUGCAAACAUCGCUAGCGAAACCCUAUAACCCGGUGAACUCACAACGCUCUCCGAUAGUAUGA
Messenger RNA from Didymodactylos carnosus, 795 nucleotides. The record is from the annotation of a GenBank genome assembly. NCBI's taxonomy places the organism in Eukaryota, Metazoa, Rotifera, Eurotatoria, Philodinida, Philodinidae.